AUGAAGAGAUAUUGUUUAGCGCUUGACCUCAAAGACGAUCCCAAACUUAUCGAAGAGUACGAGAAGUAUCACCAGAAUGUGUGGCCAGAGAUCAAGAAGAGUAUCACCGAUUCGGGUAUCGUUGAUAUGCAAAUAUAUCGACUGAAGGACAGGAUGUUUAUGAUUAUGGAAACCGAAGAUGACUUCUCGUUUGAAAAGAAGGCACAAAUGGAUGCAAACAAUGCGAAAGUACAACAAUGGGAACAACUUAUGUGGACUUUCCAGAAGUCGUUACCAUUCGCUAAACCGGGAGAAAAGUGGAUAAUAAUGGACAGAGUUUUUAAAUUAUAA
Molecule: messenger RNA, 330 nt
Organism: Medioppia subpectinata
Lineage: Eukaryota; Metazoa; Arthropoda; Arachnida; Sarcoptiformes; Oppiidae
Source: the annotation of a GenBank genome assembly